UGUGAGGAUCAAAUUUUUCUCAACAGUAAGUUAAGAAUUUGAGUUAUUGACAUUCCCCAGUCCUGAUUAAACCUAUUUUAUUUCCAGUUUUUAACCCAUCAUGUGUUUGGGUUUCUUCUCCCCAGCCCCUGGCUCUACCUGUGGUGUCCCAAAUGUCAGCAUGGCGACAUCUGGCAGGACUUGUUCCACGAAAACCACAGAGGUGAACUUUCCACAUACCAUCGACAAUUCCUACUCCCAGCAGGAAGAGACCAAACAGAAUAUCAGAGACAGCAAAACUAGACUUCUUCUGAGCCAGGUGGCCUACUUCCUGAACUACCAGCUGAAGACAUACAAAGAUCGAAAAGAUCACAAUGAAGAACAGAAAUGCAGAGACAGCAAAAAUAAACUUCUUAUGAGUCAAGUGGCCUGCUACCUGGACUGCCAGCUGAAGACGGAAGUCCCUGGCUUUAUGUAUUCUUCACCAAACAUCAGCAAGGUGGCAUCUGGCAGGCCUCCUUCCAGAAAAAACACAGAUGUGAACAUUCCAGAAGGCAUUGAGAAAUCCUGCUCCCAGCAGGAAGAUAACAAACCGAAUGUCGGAGCCAGCAAAAAUAGACAUCUUCUGAGUCAGGUGAACUACUCCGUGAACUACCGGCUGAAGACAUACAAAGAUCGAAAAGAUCAUGAUGAAGAACAGAAAUACAGACACAGCAAAAAUAACCUUAUUAUGAGUCAAGCGGCCUACUACCUGGCCUCCCGGCUGAAGAUGGAAGAAGAUAGGAAACGGUGCAAGAAGGAACAGAAAUACAGAGACAGCAAAAAUAAACUUCUUAUGAGUGAAGUGGCCCACUACCCGGGCUGCAGGCUGAAGACAGAAAAAAAUGACCAAGAUGAGGAUGAAGAUGUUCACAUCGCAGAGGCUGAGAAAAUACAGGAGUCGCGUGCCCCCAGGGAGGCACCAAAGGUUGUUAUCAAGAGAGUCCCUGAAGACUCACUGGAGGAAUUUGUCAUCAGUCAUUCAAAUAGCUAUGGCCCUACUGACUCCAGCCAGCCUCACGGAGAAACCAAUGAAAUCACAAUAGAGGAAAACAAGGUCGACUCUGCACUGGUUGUAGAGAGUCCAUCAUCUCAUGAUGUAGUGGAGGAUGCUCUAAUCAUUCUUUCAGAAAGUCAAAGUGAUGAUGAGGAAGAGGAAGAAAAAGGGCCAGUGCCCCCCAGGAAUCUGCAGGAGUCUGUGGAGGAGGAAGCCCCCCAGGAGUCCUGGGAUGAAGGUUAUUCAACUCUCUCAGUUCCUCCUGGCACAUCUGCCUUCAGUGAGCCUUACAGGAGCAACUUACACUUAUUAGAGGAGCAGCAGGUCGACUUGGCUGGUGACAUAGACAGUGAGUACUCCACUAGAUUAAAAAUGACCAAGAAAGAGGAAGAAGACCAAGGCCCACCAUGCCCCAGGCUCAGCAUGGAGCUGGUGGAAGCAGAAGAGCCUGAAGUCUUCCGGUACUCACUGGAUAUAUUGCAUUCAAUGUAUACAGCUUAUCCUGAGUUUUUUUACACCUGCCAGACUUACACAUAUGCCAUUUUUUUAUUUGUAGAAGAGCAUGUUUGCUUGACUUUGGACAUGGGCAGUAGGUUUCUUACUAUGACGGUGAUAGGACUCCACCUGGUCUCCCAGAUAGGGGUCAUAUUCCCACACUAAGACAACAUGUCACCUGGGACUCUGUCGGUGCAGAGUAUGAACAACACCAUGUUCUUGCUGAAAACACUUAGCCUGAGUUUCAUAGCCUGAGGUAAUCUCCAGACAACUUCAGAAUGUAGAGCAGUGAGCAGCACGACUGACCUGUCUCCUUCAGACAGCCCAUGUCACCACAAAUCACACAAUUAAAAGGAGAAAGGACAUUUUGGGUUGAAAAAGAGUCAAAAGAUAAUGUAGCUACAUUGAUUUAGGUCUUUUGAACCCAAAGUGUCUCCUCACCUUUUUGUUGUUGUCAUUGAUGGUGGCGACAUGAGUUUGUUUGUAGAGGACAUGUCAGCUGUCUGGCUCAGUGGUCUACACUCUGAAGUUGUCUGAAAAUGUCCUUAUGAUUAAAUUCAGCCUAAGUGUUUUUCCGGGAACACUGCAGGGUCAAUGCUACCUCACCCAUCUGCAGGCAGAGACGGUCCCGUGUGUAUCCCACCAUGAUCGUGGUACCAGGACUAUUCCACCAUUUGUCUACGACCAUGAUCGUGGUACCAGGAUGGUUCCACCAUUUGUCUAUCAC
Molecule: messenger RNA, 2237 nt
Organism: Sapajus apella (tufted capuchin)
Lineage: Eukaryota; Metazoa; Chordata; Mammalia; Primates; Cebidae
Product: neuroblastoma breakpoint family member 11-like
Exons: 11
Coding region: 101-1675 (524 amino acids)
Source: RefSeq, a predicted model, not a curated record